GCAGUAUACUUGUGAAAUUUUUCUUUUGGAAAGAACCAUGAAUUCAAGAAUGUUAAGUUGUUGUAGUAGCAGCUUAGCCAUGACGAUGGUUCUGCUUACAUGUCACUUGAUUGUGUUAAAAGCUGAAUUGCAAGUUGGGUUUUACAGUUUCUCGUGUCCCUUGGCUGAGUUCAUUAUCAAGGAUGAGGUCCAGAAAUCGUUCCUUUUUGAUAACGGAGUGGCUGCCGGUCUUCUCCGCCUGCAUUUCCAUGACUGCUUUGUUAGGGGGUGUGAUGGGUCAGUGCUCAUAGAUUCCACUCUAUUCAACCUAGCAGAAAAGGAUUCUCCACCAAAUAAUCCAAGCCUGAGAGGAUUCGAGGUCAUUGACAGAGUAAAAGCUAGGCUGGAAUCCGUAUGCAAAGGAGUUGUGUCAUGUGCUGAUAUAUUGGCUUUUGCAGCCAGGGAUAGCGUGGAGAUGACUGGAGGGCUUACCUAUGAUGUUCCUGCUGGAAGAAGAGAUGGACGUACUUCUUCCUCUUUAGAGGCCCUUCUCAAUUUGCCACCACCUUCAUCUACCCUCGAUCAGCUUACUUUACGCUUUGCUCUCAAGGGAUUUACGCAAGAAGAAAUGGUUACACUCUCGGGAGCUCACACCCUCGGGCGGGCGCAUUGCAGCUCUUUCAGUAACAGGCUAUACAAUUUCAACCUAACAACGAAACAAGACCCCACCCUGGAUCCCUUAUAUGCAGCGCUGCUAAAACUGCAGUGUCCAAAAGGGGACAACAGCCCUAACCGGGUGGCGUCAAUGGACCCUUGGUCUCCAGCCAAAACUGAUGUUAGCUACUACUCAAACCUACUGGCCAACCGAGGCCUCUUCACUUCAGAUCAAGCUCUGCUUACAAGUCCAUUCACAGCAUUCCUAGUCAGCCAGAAUGCUCAGAACGAUUUUCUUUGGAAAAUGAAAUUUGCUGCGGCAAUGGUGAAGAUGGGCAAAAUCGAUGUCUUGACAGGUUUUGCCGGAGAGGUUCGAUCCAAUUGCAGAGUCAUUAAUUAAUUAAUUAAUUAUUAUCUAUGAUCGUGAUCGAGCACUAUAUAUCUAUCUUCCAGGGAUUAAUAUAAUAUAAUGCAUGUCAGCAUGUGGAUUCAAUAAGACAAAAAUAAUGGACUAGACUACACUUCCAAUGUGUGUGUCAUAUGAACCAAUGUUGAAUAUUUUUUUUUGGCUGGAUGGGCAGUUUCAUAUUA
This is a messenger RNA of Ipomoea nil (Japanese morning glory), 1224 nucleotides long. Its product is annotated as peroxidase 5-like. The transcript is spliced from 5 exons. Gene Ontology annotation, cellular component: plant-type cell wall; plasmodesma. Lineage: Eukaryota; Viridiplantae; Streptophyta; Magnoliopsida; Solanales; Convolvulaceae. Gene Ontology annotation, biological process: hydrogen peroxide catabolic process; response to oxidative stress. Gene Ontology annotation, molecular function: peroxidase activity; heme binding. The coding region runs from base 38 to 1033 and encodes 331 amino acids. The record is from RefSeq and is a predicted model, not a curated record.